Messenger RNA from Oryctolagus cuniculus (rabbit), 930 nucleotides. Its product is annotated as vomeronasal 1 receptor oryCunV1R1627. NCBI's taxonomy places the organism in Eukaryota, Metazoa, Chordata, Mammalia, Lagomorpha, Leporidae. The record is from RefSeq and is marked provisional. Gene Ontology annotation, molecular function: pheromone receptor activity. Gene Ontology annotation, biological process: G protein-coupled receptor signaling pathway. Gene Ontology annotation, cellular component: membrane.
AUGGUCACCAAAGACUGGACAACGGGGACCAUCUUCUUAUCACAGACCAUUACAGGAGUCCUUGGGAAUUUCUCUCUUCUUUCUCAUUAUGUCUAUCUCUACUUCACAGGAUGCAAGUUUAGGCCCACAGAUCUGAUCAUCAAACACCUGACUGUAGCCAACUGUUUAGUCAUUCUCUCUAGAGGAGUUCCCCAAACCAUGACUGCUUUGGGGAUGAAGCAUUUCCUCAGUGACACAGCAUGUAAGCUUGUGUUCUAUGUGCACAGAGUGGGAAGGGAUGUGUCUAUUAGCAGCACCUGCCUCUUGAGCAUUUUCCAGGCCAUCACUGUCAGUCCCAGGAACACUCUGUGGGCCAAGCUCAAAGCAAAGGUUCCCAAGUACAUUGCCCCUUCUGUUAUCCUCUUCUGGAUGGUGAACAUGAUACUAAAUAUCCUAGUACCUAUUGGUGUGAGUGCAAAUUGGAGUGAAAAAAAUAUCACAAAGAAAACUGAUUACGGCUACUGCUAUUCAAUCACUGACAAAAUUAUAGAGUAUGGAACACUCUAUGCGGCACUGGUGUUAUUCCGAGAUGUUUUCUUCGUGGCCCUCUUGCUGUGGUCCAGCAGCUCCAUGGUUGUCACACUGUACAGGCACAAGCAGCAGGUCCAAUACAUCCAUGGGACCAACGUCUCCUCCAGAUCCUCCCCAGAGUCUAGAGCCACCCAAAGCAUCCUCGUCUUGGUGAGCUCCUUUGUGUCUUUAUUCACUCUAUCCUCCAUCUUCCAUAUUUGCUUGACUGCUUUAAGAAAUCCCACUUUGUGGCUGGUGAACACCUCUGCAGUACUUGCUGGGAGUUUUCCAGCUGUGAGCCCCUACAUUCUCAUGAGCCAUGACUCCAGAGUGCCCAGGCUCUGCUGUGCCUGCACCAGGAAUACAGAAUUCUGUACUUAG